This is a messenger RNA of Guillardia theta CCMP2712, 828 nucleotides long. RefSeq lists its product as hypothetical. The coding region runs from base 1 to 828 and encodes 275 amino acids. The transcript has 2 exons. The record is from RefSeq and is a predicted model, not a curated record. NCBI's taxonomy places the organism in Eukaryota, Cryptophyceae, Pyrenomonadales, Geminigeraceae.
AUGAGUUUCCAGCCGACAUUGAGGAGUUUGCCUCUGUGGAUGCGAUACAACGGAAGAGGAGGAAGAUCAGCACUGACAGGAAUACAGCAUCAAAGUGGGAGCAGAGCAUCAAAGUGUGAGCACGGGCGGCAGCGGUCGAGAUGCAAGGAGUGCGGGGGGAAAAGCAUAUGCGAGCACAGGCGGCAGCGAUCGAAAUGCAAGGAGUGCGGAGGGGGGAGCAUAUGCGAGCAUGGGCGGCAGCGAUCGAAAUGCAAGGAGUGCGGAGGGGGGUGCAUAUGCGAGCAUGGGCGGGUCCGUUCGGUGUGCAAGGAUUGCAAGGGAGGGAGCAUAUGCGAGCACAGGCGGGAGCGAUCGAGAUGCAAGGAGUGCGGGGGGAAAAGCAUAUGCGAGCACGGGCGGGAGCGAUCGAGAUGCAAGGAGUGCGGGGGGAAAAGCAUAUGCGAGCAUGGGCGGCAGCGAUCGAAAUGCAAGGAGUGCGGAGGAGGGUGCAUAUGCGAGCACGGGCGGAUCCGAUCGGUGUGCAAGGAUUGCAAGGGAGGGAGCAUAUGCGAGCACGGACGUCAGCGAUGGAGUUGCAAGGAGUGCGGUGGGGGGGGCAUAUGCGAGCACGGGCGGGUCCGAUCGAGAUGCAAGGAUUGCAAGGGAGGGAGCAUAUGCGAGCACGGGCGGGAGCGAUCGAGAUGCAAGGAGUGCGGGGGAAAAAGCAUAUGCGAGCACGGGCGGCAGCGGUCGAGAUGCAAGGAAUGCGGGGGGAAAAGCAUCUGCUCGCACGGGAAAAUACGGUAUAGAUGCAAGGAGUGCAAAUUGAGUCAAAGUGCAUUUGAAUAA